AGUGUAAUGGAGGACAGUGAUGAACAACAACAAGAAGAAGAAUUUCUGAGACAAAUUCAAUCUGUUUGUGAAUCCUCGGCUUAUGAUGAACUAAUACUCAAUCUGCAGAAGGAAAAUCUCCUUGACAGACUGAAGAAAUGUUGCAGAGAAUGCAAUACAUUGAAGGGAGCACAAGUACAAGAAAGCAUUUCAAGCUUACUUCUUCAUAUUACAAAAGAAGUUCAUCAUCAUCGGCAAUUUGACAGCGAUCACAGUGAUGAAGGUGAACAUGAAUCAGUCAAUAACCUUGGUGAAGUGGUUUCCUUGAUGACAGUGUAUAGAGUGAUAUUGUCAUGCCUUGUAAAGUCCUCUUUAUCAGACUGCAGUCAAGAGGCCUUCAUUAUUCACAAGACUGUAUUGAAGAAGGUUGCUACAGAUACAUUAAUAUUGUGUGCAAGUCAUGCAGAGAAAUGGCCAUGGACAAGUGAAAGAACAAGGGCUACAGCAAAAGAUAUCUUGGAUCUGUUAUGUGAUGGAUGUCGGGUUGAUUCAGUGUCAGUUCUCUUGUCUGGCAGUGAUACCACAACAAGCAACAAAGAAAAGCCAUUGUUACGACAAGAGCUGUUCCCUGGUGUCUUGGAUGUUCUUCACUCAAGAAUGACUGCAUGGGCUCCCUUGCCUCAUGUAGUCUGCUGGUGUACCAUGAAAGUUCAGUAUCCACAUGUAGGAAAACACUUUUCAAGGUUGUUGCCAUUAUUAUUGAAGCUUAUAGAUGACCAUCAGGUUAUCAAUAAAGUCAUUGGCGUCCAGUGCUUACACCACGUCAUGAAAAACAUGAAUGCAGCAGAGCUUAUCUGGUAUGGAAGGAUUGAUGUCAUAUUUGAAGUAUUACACCGUCUACUGUAUCUAAAUGAACCAGUACUGCUUAACCAGCUGUAUCCCUGCAUGUUACUUGUUCUUCAAGUUAUGAAUUCCAAAUCUGGGAGAACAGAUAAACGGAAUAAGGAAUUUGACAGUUUUAUGGAGGUUAUUCUUACAUCGAUGGAAUAUGAGUCAAAUCUGCAGCUGAGAAGAGUACAUGCAGUACACUUAGAAAAAGUUGUUGCACAUAUGCAAAUCAAUUUACUUCGAUAUUUAAAGAGGUUUCUGUCUGUAGUAUUGUCAUAUCUUGCGGUACAUGAUGAUUCUAAAGAAGACAUUCGAAUCAAUGUGCUACAGGCCUUAAAGACUGCAAUGUUACACGUGUGGCCAAGAAUUGCUGGUCAUGCAGACGUCAUUCUUGAAGCUCUUCUUAAACUCGUGGUAGAUUGUUUUGAUUCUUCUUCACAGUGUAAAGACCAACUCCUCAAUACUUGUAUGGAGUGUAUAAUAGUAUUGAGAUACUGCCUUCCUAAUCAUGUCAAGAAAUGCCUAUAUACCAUCAAAGAAGGUGUAUGUCACGCCCAACUACAAGAAUACAUCGGUAAAGUGCUGCAAAACUUUGAUGAUGAAUACGGAAGUGGUCAUGGUUAAUACUGACACACACCAGACUUUCACAUUUGGUGGCGCGUGUAAAGGGUUUGGGAUUUCUACAAAGGAGAGAAAAGAAAAAUUGAAGACUAUGGGAUGGAAGUGUCGUUUCUUCUGCUAUUUCUGAAUGCUGUUAGUGCAGUAGUGGGCAGUUUGUUAAAUGGCUUCGUACUUUUGGCCGUUAAACGAGCAUCUUCUCUUCACACUCCAUCGAGGAUAUUACUAGCAGUUGUUCAACCAGUUUAUGUUCUAUAUUUAAUCGCUGUUAUACAACAUUGGUCUAGUGUUUUCUAUCUAUCGUUACUAACCAACAUUCGUCUUGGUUACUGUCUUGGAGUGAUAUCUAUAAUCAUAGGUAUAGACCUUUGUAUUGCAAUGAAGUGCAAGACAUGGUAUAAAACCGUUGUGACCAAAAAACGAGUUCUUAUUAUCAUCAUGAGUUGCUGGGUCUUAACAUGUUUGCUAUUUAUAAGCUGCAUUGAUGAUUUUGUCUUUCAAACCCAUGCUCCUGUAUUAACGAUACUCGUCAUGUCUGUUUUUCUUGGCGUUACACUCGUAAGCUAUGCUGUUUCUAUUACAACCUUAUAAACGGUUGUCUCUCCUAGUACCUUCGAGUUCAACGCACGAACCAGUACCUACAAUGAAUGAUCAGUUUAACAUUUCAAAUAAACAUUCCCUUCGUACAAUGGCUGUAAUAUCGUUCUGUUUCGUACUAUGCUGUGUUCCUUUGAUCUUUAUCAAUGCGCCACAGUUCAUCACUACUAUCGAAACUCUUACAGUUUAUCUUAACUUCUGCGACCUUAUAGCCAUGAUAAACUCGUUAGCGAAUCUUUGGUUUGCUAUGGCGAAUCAAAGAAAUUCCACAAACAGCUAAGAUUAUGCUAUUAAGCACUCGGGGUACUAAACUCAUUACGUGCUCUAUAUUUUCAUCCUUCUUUCUUUCUGAAACAUUGGGGGGGAAGAUUGUUGAUAAUUCAAUUAAUUUUUUUGGGUACAUUAAAAUUGUAAUUUCAAGCUAUUUACAAGAAUAUCGUUGAAUUCCAAAUUUAAUUACAUUGACGAAUAGAAAAAAGGGACCCCCUGCUAACCUUCAAGGAACAGACAAUGGAGUGCGCGUCCUGUGUUCAGUUAUAAAGGUGUGUACAUGCACUUAAGGAUUCACAGAACACUCGAGAAUAGACAAUGGAGUGCGCGUCCUGUGUUCAGUUAUAAAGAUGUGUACAUGCACUUAGGGAUUGACAGAACACUAGAGGAUAGACAAUGGAGUGCGCGUCCUGUGUUCAGUUAUAAAGAUGUGUACAUGCACUUAGGGAUUGACAGAACACCCGAGAAUAGACAAUGGAGUGCGCGUCCUGUGUUCAGUUAUAUAGGUGUGUACAUGCACUUAGGGAUUGACAGAACACUCGAGAAUAGACAAUGGAGUGCGCGUCUUGUGUUCAGUUAUAUAGGUGUGUACAUGCACUUAGAGAUUGACAGAACACUCGAGAUUUUUUAAGACAAGCACUACGCUUGGUUAAGCACUUAUAAUUGCUGUUAUAUCUGUACACAUCACAGAGAGAAAGUUUUUAAUUUCUUUUAAAGAUCUUUAGAAUGCGCGUGCAUGCUGUGGGCUCUCGUAAAGCACGAGCCUCAAACCAAUCAGAAAGCGAGCUUUAUUACAGUUAUUUAUAUAUUGAUAUUAAUAGUUAUAAUAAACAAUGACAAGAUCAUUUUAUUUUGUGCAUUUUUUGGUAUUUUAUACAAAUUGUUAUCAAGAAAAAAGUCAUUUACGAUCAUUGGACAUUCACGAAAUUCGCCUGCCGCUUGGCAACACAAAAAUAUUUAAGGUGGCUGACUACUUUGGUAAAUAAUAAACAUUAAAUUGAAAAUUGUAACUUUUCAAACCUGAAAUUUAAUGCUGAUUUCAAAAAUGCAAAGAAAAAUGGGGUGUCCCGAGUUUGUUUUUGAAAUAAUCACUCCGGAAUGACUUGCAUUUGUAGAAUUUUGGAAGAAAAAUAGCGAAAAUCAAGCUCUGUACAAAAAAAUCAUAAAACCGAAACUAAGGAUGAAGAAACAUGAGUAAUAUUCUCCGAACACGUAAUUAACUUACACUAUAUUUAUAAAAUACUGAUAAAAGUUGCCUCAAUAUAUUGUAGACAAUGGAAAAACGUUUUUGUUCAGGUUGUACGGUAUAGUAAGGAGAAAUAUUAGUUCCAAGAUACGAGAUACAUUAGAAAAUAGAAAAUGGAAAAAACAAAAAUAAUCAGAUGAAAGGAAAAGAUGCAUAAUCACUGCAGAAAAAGCUGAGGUGCCGGAUAGUCUUGCAGCGGCACCACUGUUUCGGAAAAGAGCAGAAAUUGGAUACGAUUAGCUCUUUGAGAAACAGCGAUAUCAGCAAAAUCGCCACUGCGUCGCCAACUUGUCUGGUGUAGUCCCUCGGGCUGACACCAACGCAGGAAACUGAGGAAAACCGAUUAAGCAUGUAAUCUUGUUUUUCUCACCAAUAAUUGUCCUCUCUGUUUGAUUGAUGCCUAGAGGUUUUUUAGCUGAUAAGUUACUUAAAUAUUUACKUUGGGCGCUGCCAGGGGUACGAUCCAAAACCUAACUUUAAGCUCAGCAAUCUUUUACAAUUUCGUUUGUCAGCUAUAAUUUGUACCGGCGAUGGGAAGCCUAAUUAACGAUCCUUCGACGGUAUAACUAUCGUUGAUGACAGUUAAGUUUAAAUAAUAGAAUUUUGCAAUAGUUCAAAUUCCUCCUCGGGAAUUGGGAACUAGUUUAUUGGUAAUGACAAUUAUAAUUAACCAAUCAGAAUGCUUGUAAGUGACGUCAGGUCACGUUGGACAUGAUGUCAAAGAUUAUGCUAAUGAGAACUUUUAUAAGUACAUGUAGCACACACUUUAGUUCAGUUGAGUUGGAACACCAAGCAGAUAAAUAAUAAAAGAAAAGAAAGCAGAAGCAGAAAA
Molecule: messenger RNA, 4430 nt
Organism: Actinia tenebrosa (Australian red waratah sea anemone)
Lineage: Eukaryota; Metazoa; Cnidaria; Anthozoa; Actiniaria; Actiniidae
Product: TELO2-interacting protein 2
Cellular component (GO): TTT Hsp90 cochaperone complex
Source: RefSeq, a predicted model, not a curated record